UGACCAAUCAGGUUGACCACCACACGAGCUACUCUGUCCAGCGGGCUGGUGGAAGCUGCUGACACCUCUCCAGCUGAGAGGAAGCGACGGGUGGAAGGUAGAGUAGAUGAGGUCCUGUGUUCAUAAUAAAAUGUGGGGGAGCCGGGCCUUUCUCGCCGGCUGGCUGCUGUUGCUGCUUGUCCAGCUGUUGUGUUUGGAGGCUGUGCCCAUCAGCAUCGACAAGACGAAAGUCAAAGAACCAGAGAAAAAGCCUGAAGAGCCUCCAGCCAGUGUGGACACUGGACUCCACUAUGACCGCUACCUCAGAGAAGUCAUUGAUUUUCUAGAGAAGGAUCAGCAUUUCAGGGAAAAGCUCCACAAUACAGACAUGGAAGACAUUAAGCAAGGUAAGCUGGCCAAAGAGCUAGACUUUGUCAGCCAUCAUGUCAGAACAAAACUAGAUGAGUUAAAAAGGCAGGAGGUAAACCGACUCCGGACCCUGAUUAAGGCCAAGCAGGACCUUGAAGGAGGAAAUGACAUAGCAGUGGACCAUCAAGCGCUGCUGAAACAGUUUGAAUACUUGAACCACAUGAACCCGCACACGUUUGAAGUGGAAGAUCUGGAUCGGCUGAUCAGAUCGGCCACUAAAGAUCUGGAGAACUAUGACAAAGAGAGACACGAGGAGUUCAAGAGGUACGAAAUGAUGAAAGAGCACGACAGACGAGAACACCUGAAAACACUGGAUGAUGACGAGAGGAAGAAAGAGGAGGAACACUAUGAGGAGAUGAAGAAGAAGCACGCCGACCACCCUAAAGUCAACCACCCGGGAAGUCAGAAUCAGCUGAAGGAGGUCUGGGAGGAAGCUGAUGGCUUAGAUCCUGAAGAUUUUGAUCCUAAGACAUUCUUCAACCUGCAUGAUACAAAUGGAGAUGGCUUCUUUGAUGAACAGGAGUUGGAGGCAUUGUUCACCAAAGAGCUGGAAAAGAUUUAUGACCCCACCAACGAGGAGGACGACAUGGUGGAGAUGGAGGAAGAGAGGCUACGUAUGAGAGAACAUGUUAUGAAUGAGGUGGAUUCAAAUAAAGACAGGCUGGUCUCUCUGGAUGAGUUCCUUGUUGCUACUAAGAAGAAAGAAUUCUUGGAGCCAGAUAGCUGGGAGACCUUGGAGCAGAACCAGGCUUAUACCGAUGACGAGAUGAGGGAGUUUGAGGAGCAUCUUGCUCAGCAAGAACAAGAUCUCAACCAGAAGGCUUUUGACCUUCAGAAACAGAGAGAUGAGCUGGAAAGACAACAGGAGCAGCUUAAUGCACAGAAAAUGGAGCUACAACAGGCAGUUGAGCAUAUGGAACGGCUCAAGUCACAGAAAGUAGACCCUCCUCCAGAGGUUCUCGAAGGGAACGCCGUCCCAGAAAUCCCUGCAGUUGACAGCCAACUGCAUGAGGCCCAACAACAAGGACAUGACCCUGCACCCCAAGGACAUGACCCUGUACCCGAAGGCCAUGACCCUGCACUCCAAGAACAUCACCCUUUACCCGAAGGACAUCACCCUGCACCCCAAGGUCAUGACUCUGCACCCCAAGCUCCUCAGGAUAUACCACAGGAACACCAUGGACAAGAAAAUCAAAACCAGGCCCAGCAAGGUCUCCCUCAAACACAUGAUAAUAUACCACCUGGUCAUCAAGAAGUUGUGCAAAGCCAGAAUCAGCUGCCAUAAUAAUGUGCACAAAACUUUACAAUCAGACUUUUUCAGCACCUGCACUCGUAAGUGCUGAGGAGCAGUCCCAUCAGAGUAUAAGGACCUCUUUAACCACCCUGACCAGCAUUAGUGGUUUGAAGUGCAUUUGAGAAGAACAACCACUCAAAGGGAAUCCGUUACCCCAGAUUUCAGUCUUGGUGACAGUAAUCCCUUCAUUACAUAAUUAAAUCAAUGAAAUGACCUACAUGGGUUUGGAUCCUGAUAUGUGCAUACAUAGAUUUUACCACAGUUGUGUUUGCUUACAUUGAGGGUGUUUUUUUAAUAGAAUCAUAUAAAUAAUAUUUUGUGAGCUUUCAGACCGGUUGUUUGUUUCCUCUCAAAAUGACUUGCUGCUUGCUAACCAUCCUGACCCAAGAGCCUUCUGGAUAUGUACAGUGCAGCUGUUUAAGAAGAUAAGGUGUAAAAAUAUUCAUUUCAAUUACAGCCUUUGAGAUUUAGAUUUUUUUAAAUUACUAUCAAUAUACUCCAAAAAAACCUGCAAAAUAAAAGACAUGCAUGAAUCAUGAUGGACCUUAUGAAAACAUACUUCAAGAGUUAACUGCAAGAUGUUUGUUUUAUUUAAUUAUGACACUAAAUUGGCAAAAAAAAAAAAAAAAAAAAAAUCUACGG
Molecule: messenger RNA, 2344 nt
Organism: Haplochromis burtoni (Burton's mouthbrooder)
Lineage: Eukaryota; Metazoa; Chordata; Actinopteri; Cichliformes; Cichlidae
Gene: nucb2a
Product: nucleobindin 2a
Exons: 13
Coding region: 107-1693 (528 amino acids)
Cellular component (GO): extracellular exosome; endoplasmic reticulum-Golgi intermediate compartment
Molecular function (GO): calcium ion binding
Source: RefSeq, a predicted model, not a curated record